This is a messenger RNA of Rotaria sordida, 228 nucleotides long. NCBI's taxonomy places the organism in Eukaryota, Metazoa, Rotifera, Eurotatoria, Philodinida, Philodinidae. The record is from the annotation of a GenBank genome assembly.
AUGCUGGAAUGGCCUUCCAAUAGCCAAGACUUAAGUGUUAUUGAAGAAAUAUGGAGUAUUAUCGACAAACGAUUAGCAUUAAAAUCAAUUAAUACUAAAGAAGAAUUAGAAAAACGUUUACAAGAAGAAUGGGAUGUAAUAUCAAUUAGAUUGUGUCAAGCAUUAGUAGAUAGUAUGCCUCAACCUAUUGAAAAAUGCCUGAAAGGAAAAGGAGGUCAUUUUACGUGA